AUGGAGAAGUUUCUGAGGGACUGGAGACAAGACGCCCUCAACAAGGCGCAGUACGAGUCUGCCAUAUUUAUCGGCGACAAGCUGCUUGCACUCACAAACGACGAUCAGGAUGCCUUCUGGCUAGCUCAGGUCCAUUUCGCUACGGGCAACUACACUCGCGCUCAAGCUUUCUUGGCCAAACAAGAUCUCGUCUCUCGUAAUCCCUCAUGUCGAUACCUCGCGGGCCACUGCCUUAUCAAGCAAAACCGCUUCGAAGAGGCGCUCAGCGUCCUCGGCGAGCGGAACCCGACGUACCCCGACGGCGGCGGUGACGUCGACGAGGCGGCCAACCGCCGGUUCGAGGCCGCCAUGUGCUUUCUCCGCGGCAUCUGCCACGCCAAGCAGAAUGCCUUUGACCGCGCCAAGGAAUGCUACAAGGACGCCGUGCGCAUCGACGUGCAGUGCUUCGAGGCCUUUCAGCAGCUAAUGAAGAACUCGCUGCUUUCGCCCGACGAAGAGUGGCAGUUUCUCGAGAGCCUCGACUUUGACUCGGUCACCGUCUCGGGCGACGUCUCGUCCUCGCAGGAGGCCGCCGACUUCACAAGGAUGCUCUACACGACGCGGCUGUCCAAGUACCGGAACCCGGCCGCCUUUGAGACGGCUUACGACUCGCUGUCGACUCACUAUCACCUGGCCGCCAACCCCGACCUCCAGCUCGCGCGCGCCGACCUGCUCUACACACAGUGCCGAUACCGCGACGCCCUGGCCAUGACGAGCGCUAUCCUCCAGGAGGACAAGUACAACUUUGCCAUAUACCCCGUGCACCUCGCCUGCCUGUACGAGCUCAAGAUGAAGAACCUGCUGUUUCUGGUGGCGCACGACCUCGCAGACACGCAUCCCGAGGAGCCGUGCACAUGGCUGGCCGUCGGCACCUACUACUUUGCCAUUGACAAGAUUGCCGAGGCCCGGCGCUACUUUAGCAAAGCCAGCAUGAUGGACGCACACUUUGGCCCCGCCUGGAUUGGCUUCGCCCACACGUUUGCGGCCGAGGGAGAGCACGAUCAAGCCAUCUCGGCCUACUCGACGGCGGCGCGCCUCUUCAUGGGCACUCAUCUACCGCAGGUCUUCCUGGGCAUGCAGAACCACGCGCUCAACAACAUGACGCUCGCCGAAGAGUUUCUCAAGACGGCGUACAGAUUAUGCAAGACGGACCCGCUGUUGCUCAACGAGAUGGGCAUCGUCAAGUAUCACCAGGACAAGCCCAAAGAGGCGGUGCAGUACUUUAGCGCAGCGCUCAAGAUUGCCGACGAGAUUGAUAGCGAGCCGUCGGCCUGGCUGUCGGCGCGGACGAACUUGGGACACGCGUUUCGUCGGCUCCGCCACUUUAACAGAGCAUUGGCCGAGUUUGACGAGGUGUUGCGCCUGGGUGGCAAGGACGCGGCCAUUUUCGGCGCCAAGGGGCUCAUUUUGAUGGAACAGAACCGGCCUGAAGAGGCGGUGGCGGUCCUGCAUCAAGCGCUGGCCAUCAAUCCACAGGACAGCAUUGCCACGGAGCUACUCAACAAGGCGCUGGAGGAGACGGCGCUGAUGGAUGGGGCGGCCGAGGAGGAAGCCGAAGACCUGGCCGAGUUCGAGCAGCAGCUGGAGCACAGGAAGCUGGAGGCAGCGCAGAAACUCAACGGCCGCCAUGGCACGGCAGACAAGGGCAAGGGGAGGCUGGGCCGAGGACGGGCCCUGCUGGACGAGGAAGACAAGGGCGAGAGCAUGAUGGAGAUGACUGACGACGAGUAG
Molecule: messenger RNA, 1770 nt
Organism: Hirsutella rhossiliensis
Lineage: Eukaryota; Fungi; Ascomycota; Sordariomycetes; Hypocreales; Ophiocordycipitaceae
Product: anaphase-promoting complex, cyclosome, subunit 3 domain-containing protein
Exons: 3
Coding region: 1-1770 (589 amino acids)
Biological process (GO): cell division
Molecular function (GO): protein binding
Source: RefSeq, a predicted model, not a curated record